Messenger RNA from Paramacrobiotus metropolitanus, 2235 nucleotides. RefSeq lists its product as uncharacterized. NCBI's taxonomy places the organism in Eukaryota, Metazoa, Tardigrada, Eutardigrada, Parachela, Macrobiotidae. The coding region runs from base 1 to 2235 and encodes 744 amino acids. The transcript has a single exon. The record is from RefSeq and is a predicted model, not a curated record.
AUGAGAAUCGUCAUGUCGACUGACGCUGUCCUCCGACCGACUCCUGACGUUCUUGCAGAACUCCGUGAAAAGCACCCCGAGAGCGACCCACCCCUUGUAGUUCGCUCCGAUCCGCCCCCUCAAGCGGCCGCCCGCAUUACUCGGGAAGAAGUCUUCGCUGCCGUUCACAGCUUCCCAAAGGGAUCUGCCGCGGGGCCGGAUGGGUUAAGACCGCAGCACCUUGCAGAUAUGGUCGGAGCCAAGCUGGACGCCCACUCCGCCCCCCUGUGCGACGCUCUGGCGACCGUCAUGAACAUCGCCGUCGACGGAAACAUUCCCGCUGAAAUACGCCCUACAUUUUUUGGUGGCAAACUGAUCGCCUUAAGAAAGAAGGAAGGCGGGUUGCGCCCCAUCGCGAUUGGGAUGACCCUCCGGCGGUUGACAGCUAAGAUAAUUUGCGCCCGACUAAAAGACCGUUCAGCAGCCAUUUUGUCUCCGCAACAAUUGGGAGUGAACGUGCGCGGCGUAGCAGAAGCGAUUGUUCACGCGACCAGGAAAUUUCUCGAAUCCACUGGCGACACGACCAAGGUUGUUCUCAAGGUGGAUUUCAAAAACGCCUUCAACACCUUGUCUCGUGAAGCCGUUUUGACCGCAGCGAAAGAGCGCUUUCCAGAGUAUAGCGAUUUUCUCACCGCCGCCUACUCAACCCUCUACGUGGACGACCUGACAUUAUCGUCGGAAUCCGGUGUCCAACAGGGCGACCCACUAGGCCCGCUGCUGUUCAGCCUCGCACUGCACCCACUGGUAUCCUCGUUGAACACCGAACUCAACGCAUGGUUCUUGGACGACGGGACCAUGGGCGGAGCUCCGGCGACAGUGGCGGAUUGUUUCAGCCGGAUAACUGAACGCGCUCGUGCUAUCGGACUGCAGGUCAAUGAAGCCAAAUGUGAACUACUUGUUUUUGGUGGAACACUCGAUUCGCAGCGAAAUGUCACAGCGGAAUUCAUUGACCGUUUCCCGCGAUUGCGCAUUUUGUCGGCGUCUACCCUGUCCCUGCUUGGCGCGCCUGUUCUAGAUGAAGCAAUUGGCCCGCUACUCAUCGAGAAAGCCAGCACCUUGAAGGUGGUGUGCGAACGGCUCCAGCUGCUUCCCAGCCACCAAGCACUGUUCCUACUGAAGAACUGUCUCGGCGCCCCGAAAAUCAUUUAUAUGUUGCGGUGCUGUAAUGCAUGGAAAUAUCCCGCCCUGCUAUAUCAGCUGGAUGAAACGAUGCGCGAUUGUUUCCAGAAUUUGUCAAACGUACGAACAAACCACAACGACUACCCGCCUUGGCGUCAGGCAACCCUGCCGGUUAGCAGAGGUGGAAUUGGCAUUCGUCGGUCGGAAGAAUUAUCUUUACCAGCCUUCUUGGCUUCGAUUCAUUCCGUAUCCGGCUUGCUCUCUUCAUUACUGCCUGACCACGGUGUUGUCGAUGUUUCUGGUGCAGUGGAGUCAUGGAAACUGAAAGCCCGCCAGCCUGAGAUUCCCGAGUUAGCAUACCGGAAGUCCCAAAAGGCUUGGGACUUGCCAUUAUGCAACGUUUCCCUCUUCUCCCUGCUCGAGGUGUUUCAGGGUGACGAGAUAAAUACAGCGCGCCUGCUUGCUCAGUCCAGACCUGAAGCCGGGAUCUGGUUGAACGCCCUGCCAUCCGCUCACAUUGGUAACCUGCUGGGCGACGACGAAUUGAAGAUCAGCGUUGGUCUCCGCCUCGGCGCCACGAUCUGUGAACCUCACGACUGCGUCAAAUGUCUCAAACCCGUGGAUGGUUACGGUCACCACGGGCUGUCAUGUGUUUUCUCCGCCGGAAGGCACCCGCGCCACGGCGGGCUUAACAGCAUCAUCUGCCGAGGAUGUGUGUCCGCCGGUGUGCCCGCAAAACUGGAGCCGCGUGGAACCUCUCACACUACGGAACGCCGCCCGGACGGUUGCACGACAUUUGCAUGGAAACGCGGGCUGUGUCUCGCAUGGGACGUGACAUGUGUAGACACGGUUGCGCCGUCACAUGUCAAAGCAACUUCGACCACAGUGGGAGCGGCCGCCGUGCAAGCUGAGGAUAAGAAAUCCAGACUCUAUAUUUACCUAGCUGGCCGUUACCUAUUCGUUCCAAUAGCCUUUGAAACCAUGGGCCCAUGGGGACCGUCAGCAAUCGCAUUUAUCAAAGAACUGGGAAGAGACUUCAGCAGCAAACUGGCGAAGCACGCUCGCAUGAAUUUUUAA